Molecule: messenger RNA, 2956 nt
Organism: Propithecus coquereli (Coquerel's sifaka)
Lineage: Eukaryota; Metazoa; Chordata; Mammalia; Primates; Indriidae
Gene: STON2
Product: stonin 2
Exons: 5
Coding region: 197-2833 (878 amino acids)
Biological process (GO): clathrin-dependent endocytosis; regulation of endocytosis; synaptic vesicle endocytosis
Cellular component (GO): synaptic vesicle; AP-2 adaptor complex
Molecular function (GO): clathrin-cargo adaptor activity
Source: RefSeq, a predicted model, not a curated record
CAGAUUUCUGCUUGACAGAUUAACCAAAAGUAAGAGGGGCUAAUCUGUGUACAUUCUGAGGAUUGUUCUUGGCAAGACCCUUGUAACAGACCUUAGGCCCAAGUCUGCUGUGCUACCAUACCUCUGCCUCACCCCAGACGUUAUUCUGGGGUCCACCUGAGCUCAGCAGCGUGAAGAUGACCAGCACCUUCCUAGCAUGACGACUUUGGAACAUGUGAUUGCUACCCACCAGUCAGAGUGGGUCUCCUUCAAUGAAGAGCCACUCUUUGCUGCCCCUUCCGAGGGGGGUACCGAAGAGCACCUCCCAGGAUUGUCAUCUUCCUCAGACCAGUCUGAGAACUCCUCAGGGGAGAACCACAUGGUGGAUGGAGGCUCUCAGGACCUUUCCCACUCGGAGCAGGAUGACUCCUCUGAAAAGAUGGGCCUCAUCUCUGAAGCAGCCUCCCCACCUGGGAGCCCUGAGCAGUCCCCACCUGACCUGGCCUCGGCCAUCAGCAACUGGGUUCAAUUUGAAGAUGAGACACCCUGGGCUAGCACAUCACCACCUCAUAAAGAAACAGGUGAGACAGCCCUACCCUUGACCAUGCCCUGCUGGACGUGCCCUUCCUUCGACUCCCUAAGGCGAUGCCCUCUGACCUCUGAGAGCAGCUGGACCACCCAUUCUGAAGACACCAGCAGUCCUAGUUUUGGCCGCUCAUACACAGACCUGCAGCUCAUCAAUGCUGAGGAGCAGACGAGUGGCCAGGCUUCUGGGGCUGACUCAACUGACAAUUCUUCUUCGCUCCAGGAAGAUGAAGAGGUAGAGAUGGAGGCCAUCGGCUGGCAGGCCAGCAGUCCAGCCAUGAACGGGCACCCUGCCCCUCCGGUGACCUCUGCUCGUUUCCCCAGCUGGGUCACUUUUGAUGACAAUGAAGUCAGCUGCCCUUUGCCACCAGUCACCUCCCCUCUGAAGCCGAACACACCACCUGGUGCGUCUGUGAUCCCAGAUGCACCGUAUGACUCAACAGGGUCAUUUAAGAAGAGGGACCGUCCCAAGAGCACUUUGAUGAAUGUCUCCAAAGUUCAGAAGCUGGACAUUUCCUCCUUAAACCGUCCACCUUCUGUAACCGAGGCUCCUCCCUGGAGGGCAACCAACCCUUUCCUGAAUGAGACUCUGCAGGAUGUACAGCCCUCCCCUAUCAACCCUUUCAGUGCUUUCUUUGAGGAGCAGGAGAGGCGCUCCCAAAACAGUGCCAUUUCUAGUACCACAGGCAAAAGCCAAAGAGAUUCCCUCAUUGUCAUCUACCAGGAUGCCAUCAGUUUUGAUGACUCAAGCAAAAGCCAGUCACACUCUGAUGCUGUUGAAAAACUCAAACAACUCCAAAUUGAUGAUCCUGAUCACUUUGGCAGUGCGACGCUACCUGACGAUGACCCGGUAGCCUGGGUUGAACUAGAUGCUCACCCGCCUGGGUCAGCACCAUGCCAGCCCAGGGAUGGGUGGCCAAUGAUGCUGAGGAUCCCUGAGAAGAAAAACAUCAUGUCCUCCAGGCACUGGGGGCCGAUCUUCAUCAAACUGACAGACAGUGGCUACCUGCAGCUGUAUUAUGAGCAGGGCCUAGAAAAACCAUUCCGUGAGUUCAAGCUGGAGAUCUGCCAUGAGAUUUCAGAACCCCGGCUUCAGAACUAUGAUGAGAAUGGCAGGAUCCACAGCUUGCGGAUAGACCGUGUCACCUACAAGGAGAAGAAGAAAUACCAGCCCAAACCUGCUGUGGCCCACACAGCAGAGAGGGAACAAGUGAUCAAGCUGGGCACCACCAAUUACGAUGACUUCCUGAGCUUCAUCCAUGCAGUUCAGGACCAUCUCAUGGCUCUCCCAGUGUUGUCCAUGGACUUGAGUACAGUUGGCUUGAACUACCUUGAAGAGGAGAUCACAGUGGAUGUCAGAGAUGAAUUCUCUGGUAUUGUGAGAAAAGGAGACAACCAGAUUCUCCAGCACCACGUCUUGACGCGGAUCCACAUUCUGAGUUUCCUUUCAGGGCUCGCAGAGUGCCGCUUGGGCCUCAAUGACGUCCUCGUCAAAGGGAACGAAAUAGUUUCACGGCAGGACAUCAUGCCCACCACCACCACGAAGUGGAUCAAGCUCCAUGAGUGCCGCUUUCAUGGGUGUGUGGACGAGGAUGUGUUCAACAACUCACGGGUUAUUCUGUUCAACCCUUUGGACGCCUGUCGCUUUGAGCUAAUGCGGUUCAGGACAGUGUUUGCUGAGAAGACCUUGCCUUUCACGCUCAGGACGGCAGCCAGUAUCAACGGGGCGGAGGUGGAGGUGCAGAGCUGGCUGAGGAUGUCAACUGGCUUCUCCUCUAAUCGCGACCCCCUCACUCAGGUUCCCUGUGAGAAUGUGAUGGUCCGUUACCCUGUGCCCAGCGAGUGGGUGAAAAACUUCCGCAGGGAAAGUGUCCUGGGGGAAAAGUCUUUAAAAGCCAAAGUGAACCGGGGGGCGAGUUUUGGCUCCAGUAGUGUCUCUGGCUCUGAGCCUGUCAUGAGGGUCACGCUGGGAACGGCCAAGUACGAGCAUGCCUUCAACUCCAUUGUGUGGAGGAUAAACCGGCUGCCCGAUAAAAACUCAGCUUCUGGUCACCCCCACUGUUUCUUUUGCCACCUUGAACUUGGCUCUGACCGGGAAGUGCCUUCCAGAUUUGCCAAUCACGUGAAUGUCGAGUUCAGCAUGCCCACAACUUCUGCCUCCAAAGCCGCUGUCCGAUCCAUCUCCGUGGAAGACAAGACUGACGUCAGGAAGUGGGUCAAUUAUUCCGCACACUACAGCUACCAGGUAGCCUCGAGAGUGUCUGGCUGAUGCUUCCAAGUCAUUUGUUUGCCCCUCUUAUUCCUUUCAGCAGUGCUUACCAUGGUUGCAGGUAUUCUCUUCCCACCUUAGAGGAGGUUCACCAUGCCUGCGUGUGGAUGAGCCUGCUCCGAU